AUGGAGUGGGUGAUGAGCGUCAACGCGAUGUGUCAGGACCCAAAGCCACGGGAGGCGCAGGAUCCUUUAAGUAAGUCCGGCUGUGAGAGCCUGCUUGGUCUCCUCUGCAAAAUACAGCGAGGGUGCAGGUCACGGCUUCACUGGCAGAAGAGCUCUCCCUGGUGCCACAUAAGUCACCGCCUCGCUGAGCCUCUGAUUCCUUUUCUGCGAGUGCAGAAUGUCCACACGGGCCUGGACCUGGCUGUGCCGCAGCACCAGGAGGUGCGGGGCAAGAUGAUGUCCGGCCACGUGGAGUACCAGAUCCUGGUGGUCACCCGGCUGGCUGCCUUCAAGUCGGCCAAGCACAAGCCCGAGGAUGUGGUCCAAUUCUUGGUGACUUACGCUUUGCAUGAGUAUUUCUCCACCCUGUGCUCUCGGUUCCUCUACAGCUGCAGCCCCGCCUUCCCAGCUGUGCCGCGUCCCACCCCCACACCCCCACACCCCACACCCCCAAGCGCGCAUCCGGACCGCUCCCGCCCGGUGUUCGCCGCCGCGGCCACGAGAGGCUCCAAGAAGCCAAAAAAAUGCCCCAAAGUAGCUGCGAAGCCCAGACCCUCGCCACGGCUCACCCUCUUUGACGAGGAGGUGGACCCUGAUGCAGGGCUCUUCAGCCCAAGCAGGAAGCUCUCCGCCGGGGGCUCCGCAGAGGACGCACCCCCCAGGGACCCCCUGAAGUUGUUUGAUGAUCCUGACCUCGGUGGGGCCGUCCCCCUGGGUGACCCCUUACUGCUGCCGGCAGCACCUGCGAGUGGAGGGCCCGCGCCUCGCCUGGGCUACGGAGAGGCCGCCGAGGAGCUGUUCAGAGUGGAAGAGGACUUGGACCAGAUUCUGAACCUGGGGGCUGAGACCAAACCCCAGCCCCCGCCUAAGCCCAAACCGCCCGUGGCAGCUAAGCCAGCGCCACCCAGAAAGCCAGCUGCUCCCCCCAGAGCGGGCCCGUCCGAGGCCGCAGCCGGGCCGCCACCGCCACCGCCGCAGCAGAUCCAGGCCAUGGACGAGAUGGACAUCCUGCAGUACAUCCGGGACCACGACGCGCCCGGCCAGGCCGCCCCCAGCCUCUUCUGACCCUCCCUGCCCUGUGCUGGCCCCGGGCCGGCAGCCCCUCCCCGUGGGGGCCUGGGCCGAGGUGGGGACUGUGCCUUGCAGGCCCAGACCUCUAGUGCUGGGGGUGGAGGGGGGGGCGUGGAAGCCAGGGUCACAGGACCCCUGUCCUAUCUGUGCCUUUUUCUCUGGCCGGUGGGGUCACGGGCCCCUGUGGGGUACAGAGAGGGGGUCCCCAGAGGAACUGAGCCCAGUUACCUCAGCCACAGCGUGUGGAGGGGGAGCUGGUGGGGAUCCUGGCUAACGGGAGCCUGGCCCCAGGAUGGACUGGGACGGGGAGCCCAGGGCGGCUCAUGCAGGGCAGGAGACUGUGUCCACUUGUGCCCACCGGCUCUGCCGCCUCUGCAUGGGAUGGAGGGCCUGCCACCCUGAGUGGGGCUGGGGGCAGCAUGGCCCUUGGGCCGGUGGCUCUGGGAGGGGUCCCCCAGGAGAGGGAUGUUGAGUGGGUGCCUGGGGGA
Molecule: messenger RNA, 1598 nt
Organism: Myotis lucifugus (little brown bat)
Lineage: Eukaryota; Metazoa; Chordata; Mammalia; Chiroptera; Vespertilionidae
Gene: HS1BP3
Product: HCLS1 binding protein 3
Exons: 7
Coding region: 1-1104 (367 amino acids)
Source: RefSeq, a predicted model, not a curated record